GAGCCGUAGAGGGAUUUCUUAUUUCUGCUCUGGUAAAUCUGUCGCUCCAGUCAGUGAGGCAGCGAAGGGCGAGCCGCGCACCAUUGACCGUGUCCGCGCGCGCGCGCUUCUUUUUUCGUCGCUCCGCUCCGGGCUACCGCGGCUGCCCCGCGCGCGUAUGAUCCGCCGCGUCGUGCACGCGUGGCGGGACGCGGCGCGGUAUGCGAUAGUUUGCGAAUCCGAUCCUCUCGUUAUGCUCGCGGCGUCGCGUCGCUACGCUACGUUGUGCGCCGUCGUUGCCGCGUCGUUUUUUGCGCCCGUCGCCGCAUUUCCGCGGUUCCGCAUUGUAUCGAGAGAGAUCUCGAGCUCCGUCCUCCUCCGCUCCCCCUGUCCGGUUUCCGGUCGCGCAGCACGGGUUCCCGCAAGUUUCCACGAAUCGCCGUCCGCCCGCAAUUGUCCUCAACUCUGCCGCAAACGUGAUGUAGCGGCGAGCGUACGUUUAUCAAUGCCCGAUUCGACGACUCGCGUUAUUGUAUCCCUCCGUCGCUCGGUCCGGUAACUUAUCGAAUCACGCGUUUGCGGCUCACGCAACACACUCGCGAAACGGGGGACGGGUUGAGUAUCGGUAUUAUAAUGGUGUUCACUGUUGACGGUUACGUUGCAUCGAGAUUAAUCGCGUGUGCCGCGCGUACAGUCCGUUCAACCGUUAACGCGCGUUAACGUCAAGAGACAAUCGCAGAUCCUUCGAUCUCCGCACGGAUUUUCCGGUGCCAGGCACCGUCGGAUGCACCGCAAUCGGUGGUGCGCGAGCCUCGCAUCUUCUGGAUUUUCUGCCGAGUCAUGAGUUCGCGUGUGAAAAUUACCGCACUGCGCGCGACGGAGUAAAAAUCACGUGUCACGGAGGAUACGCGACGGCAGAGCCGUCCACGGAACUGACCCCCGCGUGUGCGUUUGGGCACGUUUCGUCGCGCAGCUACUUUCGCGUGAGUCGCAUGUAGCCGACGGCUGCUGGGUUACACGUCUUUCCCAUGGAUCCGAUCAUGCUAGAGAACAGCAGCACCGAACUCGGGGCGCAUCCGCAGCAGCAUCAGCACCAGCAUCAGCAGCAGCAACAGCAGCAGCAGCAGCAGCAACACCAGCAACAAUACGGAGAAGUCAAUCAACUCGGGGGCGUGUUUGUAAAUGGUAGACCGCUGCCGAACGCUGUCAGACUGAGGAUAGUCGAGCUCGCGCAGUUGGGCAUCCGACCAUGCGAUAUCUCGCGACAGCUACGCGUCAGCCACGGGUGCGUGAGCAAGAUCCUGGCGCGCUACAACGAGACAGGCAGCAUCCUGCCGGGCGCGAUCGGUGGCAGCAAGCCGCGCGUCACCACCCCGAAAGUCGUGCAGUACAUCAAGCAGCUGAAGCUGAAGGACCCCGGGAUCUUCGCGUGGGAGAUCCGGGACCGGCUGCUGUCCGACGGCGUCUGCGACAAGUACAACGUGCCGUCGGUGUCCAGUAUUUCGAGGAUACUGCGCAACAAGGUCGGCGCCACCACGGCCAUGCACCACCAUCCGCAUCACUCGGCACACCACCAUCAUCAUCAUCAUCACCACAUUUAUGCGGCCGCGGCAGCGGCCAGCGCCGCUCUCUGCCCGGUACCAUAUCCGCCGACACCUUACCACCCUACGGCGCCGUCCUCCAUCGCGCAUCAUCAUCAUCAAGUUGGGCCAUCGGCAGCGAGUAAACUGUCGUCUCCGUCGCCCACGACGGUUCACGGCGGCGGCGGCGGCGGGCAUCAGACGACGGGCAACAACGCUUUGCAGUGGCCGAGUCCUCACACGGUGCACGACAUCCUGGCCAACAGCUGCAACGUGCAGACUCCAUCGUCGCCCUCGUCGCCAACCUCGCUGUGUCCGACGAUCAACAACAACCAUCAUCACCAUCAUCAUCACCGUCAUCACAACGAGCAUUCCGCCGGCAGCAACGUUAACGAGAACAACAACGAUCACAGAACUCCAAGCGGUUACCUACACCCGCAUCAUCCUCAUCUAGCGCACCAUCAUCAUCAGCAGUAUUACGCCUCGACGCUGUACCAUCAUCAUCAUCAUCACCACGCGGAUACCGUGACGGCGGCAACCAUAUCGUCCACGCUCUCUGUACAGUCCAUCAUGUUGCAAUCGUCGGGAACGACAAGUCAGCCGGCCAGUCCCUGCAAUUAGAAGCGACGACGAAGAAUCGUGUCGCGAGACGGAGUGGUGGAUGGCAGGACGAUCAAAGUGACGAACACGUUCUGUGCGCGAAUCCUUUUAAUAUCUUUUUACCGAUGAGUAUGAUAACGGUCGGUAUGAUAACGAUCGAUAUGACGCCAAAGUAGAAGUGCGUACAAGAAUCUAGGUAGCCAAAAUCUGUUUCCACAACCUCACCGUUUUCUUUGAGCCGAAACGGCUGUGCUGGGUGGUACUUGGAUGUCGGUGAGCUGAAAGCGUACGGCUUGUGUCCGGUUGACGGCUCACGAUCUUCGGCAAACAGUGAGCGAAAGCUCGUUGAGCUAGUUGCGAAUCGAAACUUUUAAUUAAUUAAAUGGAAUUAAAAUUAAAAUUAAAUUAAAAUUUAUUCGUCUUUUUUUAAUUACUACAACUUGUGCAAUAUCGUAUAUCAAAUUUGGAUUGAGCUGAAAUCAAAAUCCAAAACUAUAUUUUUAUUAGUCAGUUGUGUUUUUUUGUUACUUAUUCUUUAAGUAUUUACGAUAUUCGCGUUCGUACGUGCUCGCACUCAUUCGCCGUUACAGUGUAUUAACAUGCGCAAGCUCCAAAUGUUUGUCCCCCGUAAGACUGUGUAGCAACAGCAAGAGCGACGGAACUAAGUGUAAUUAAUAAAUCUAUAACAAAUACGGUUUCAUCGCACGCGCAUUAUCUUCGAGAUAUUUAAAAUGCUUAUAGCUGUUACGUUCCGACAAGUAUCAAAAUAUCGAUUACUUAGCCGCGCAGACACACACGAGUCGUCUGCGAAACGAAGUGCCUUGUACGUGCCACUUUACAUUAAUGAUAAUGUUGUAAAAACUAAUCUGUAAUGCACUCGAGGAGUGAAUUAUAGCUAGAACGCGUUAGUUAGCCAUACUUCCUAUCCGUAUUUUAAUAUCCGCGUGCGAGCAGACUGUUUCUAUGAUUAACACACGUUACAACACGUUCUUGUAAAAUUCAGAAGUCUCGCGAUAGCAUUUGCGACUCCGUCACCCGACACACAGGAAUCAUUUAAUUUAUAGCGAUGUAAGAAGAUUUAUACAAUAAAUGUUAACCGUAUUAGAUAUUUACAGUAUAUUUUAAUUGACGUGAGGUUGAAUUUUUCUUACGGCCGCUUGAUCGUUACUAUGAUAAUGCGCGCGCGCAUCGAGUUAUUUGUUACCUGUCUAUGACUGAACGCAGACGCCGUUGAAAUGAUAAUUGUGACUUUAUUUUUUUUCCUUUUUGCAAUAAAAGAAGAUGUACGUGCGCGCAAAACUCUAUGCCACUUUUAUAACUUUGAUUUGAUUCACAAGGAGAGAGACAAUUGCGUUCGUAAUCUCCCAAAUUAUCAGUUACAUCGAGAAAAUACAAAAACCUGCAAUUGAUAAAGAGAAUUGAUCGUUGCAAAUUUUGUUUUAGUUAGGCAAAAUAUGACCGUUCACGAAUAUGUCCAUUAAAUUGCUAGUGAAGUAAACUUCAAAUUGCUUGUCUUCCAUUUCUUGAAACACGUUCUCAUUCACCUUGCAGCUGCACGUUUCACGCAUACCCUAGGAACGUUUAAUAUUUAUUUGUCAUGUAAUGACCUCGAACAAUCCAACUCGGAAGAUACAUCAAAUUGUUUUAUCGAAUUCAAAUUUCUACAAAUUAAUUUGAUUCUAAAAUUGGAUGAGAAAAUUUUGACUCAUUUACAGAUGCGAUGACGAUGGUUUUUUAGUUUUUCCCAAACGUUUGAAAAGCUCGAAAAGGUCCGUCUGCUAAAUAUCGAGCGCUUAUCGUUGAUCAAUCGAUUAAUUGCUUUUUAAUUCAUCGUCCGAGAUUUCUUUGAUCAGCUCGAACGAGUAGGAUAGAGGAUGUCGCGGUUCGGCUUGUGCAAUUUCACCGAACCAAUGUCUUCUACCUCAAUCUUAAACUCCCUGAACUCGAUCCUCUAAUCCCCGCCAAAAA
This is a messenger RNA of Ooceraea biroi (clonal raider ant), 4127 nucleotides long. RefSeq names its product paired box protein Pax-1. NCBI's taxonomy places the organism in Eukaryota, Metazoa, Arthropoda, Insecta, Hymenoptera, Formicidae. Gene Ontology annotation, biological process: anatomical structure development; regulation of transcription by RNA polymerase II. Gene Ontology annotation, molecular function: RNA polymerase II cis-regulatory region sequence-specific DNA binding; DNA-binding transcription factor activity, RNA polymerase II-specific. The record is from RefSeq and is a predicted model, not a curated record.